AAAAAAAAAAAAAGGAAAAAAAGAAGGGAAAGAAAAGAAGAGAACCCCUCAUCUGGCUCCAGGAAACAAGCUUCAACCCAUUGCACACACCGGAGAGAAGGGGUUUCCCCCUGCCCGCCCGCCCGCCCCCCAACUACCUCCCCGCUCCUGCCAGUGUCUGCCUCUCUGCCCCCACGGGGGUUUAUUUGAUCUCACAUUAACCAAGGAGGAGAAUGUGAGAAAAGGGGGAAAAUGCCCAGGAGGAAGCAGGAGCAGCCCAAGCGCCUUCCCUCACAUGUUAGUAGGCUGGAAGAGGCUGAGGGAGAGCUCAGUGAAGGAGAGCACUGGUAUGGAAACUCUUCAGAGACUCCGUCAGAAGCAUCCUAUGGAGAAGUCCAGGAGAACUAUAAGUUGUCUCUGGAGGACCGGAUCCAGGAGCAGUCCACUUCCCCUGACACCUCCUUGGGAAGUGCGACCCCCAGCAGUCACACCUUGGAGCUGGUGGGACUUGACGGUGAGGUCCUGCGAGACUCGCUGCAGUGUCAAGACCACCUCUCCCCUGGCGUGUCUUCUUUGUGUGAAGAUGACCCCCCAGGCUCCACGAAGCCCUUGAGCAGCAACCUGAGGCGGCUGCUGGAGGCCGGCUCCCUCAAACUCGAUGCCACAGCCACGGCCAAUGGCAGGGUGGAGUCCCCGGUAAACGUGGGCUCGAAUCUCUCCUUUUCCCCACCGUCCCACCAUGCCCAGCAGCUCAGUGUUCUUGCCAGGAAGUUGGCUGAGAAGCAGGAACAGAAUGACCAGUACGCUCCAAGUAACCGUUUUAUAUGGAAUCAAGGUAAGUGGUUGUCCAACUCAACCACCACCUGUGGCCUGUCCCCGGAUUCAGCCAUCCUCAAACUGAAAGCUGCAGCCAAUGCUGUUCUGCAGGACAAAUCUCUCACCAGGACUGAGGAGACCAUGCGAUUUGAGUCCUUUUCCUCCCCUUUUAGCUCGCAGUCUGCCAGUUCCACCUUGGCAGCCUUAUCCAAGAAAGUCAGCGAGAGAAGCUUGACUCCUGGUCAGGAGCACCCACCUCCGGCCUGCUCUUUCCUUUCCCUGGCUUCCAUGACCUCCUCGGCCGCCCUCCUGAAAGAGGUAGCAGCAAGGGCUGCUGGGAGUCUUCUGGCUGAGAAAUCGUCACUGGUGCCUGAGGACCCUCUACCACCACCGCCUUCGGAGAAGAAGCAAGAAAAGGUCACCCCGCCGCCUCCGCCGCCCCCGCCACCUCCCCCUCCACCGCCACAGUCCUUGGAAUUAUUGUUACUCCCAGUUCCUAAGGGAAGAGUUUCUAAACCCUCCAAUUCAGCUUCAGAAGAGGAAAGCGGAAAGCCUUUCCAGUGUCCGAUAUGUGGUUUGGUUAUCAAAAGGAAGAGUUACUGGAAGCGGCACAUGGUGAUUCACACAGGUUUAAAAAGUCAUCAGUGUCCUCUCUGUCCAUUCCGCUGUGCUCGCAAGGACAAUCUCAAAUCCCACAUGAAGGUUCAUCAGCACCAGGACCGGGGAGAGACCUUUCAGUGCCAGCUUUGCCCUUUCACUUCCUCACGCCACUUCAGCCUGAAACUCCACAUGCGUUGCCAUCAGCAUUUCCUGAGGACAGAAGCCAAGGUGAAGGAGGAGAUCCCAGACCCAGAUGUCAAGGGAUCUCCCCACCUCAGUGACAGUGCCUGCCUGGGGCAGCAAAGGGAAGGAGGAGGGACAGAGCUAGUGGGGACCAUGAUGACGUCCAACACUCCAGAGAGGACUAGCCAGGGUGGGGCUGGCGUCUCGCCUUUGCUGGUGAAGGAGGAACCCAAGGAAGAUAACGGCCUGCCAACCUCCUUUACUCUGAAUGCUGCCGACAGGCCAGCCAACCACACAAAGCUGAAAGACCCCUCCGAGUAUGUGGCCAACAGUGCGUCAGCAUUGUUCAGCCAGGACAUCUCUGUUAAGAUGGCGUCUGAUUUUCUCAUGAAGCUGUCAGCUGCAAAUCAGAAGGAGCCCAUGAAUCUUAAUUUUAAAGUGAAAGAGGAGCCCAAGGAAGAGGAGGCCUUAAGUGCCACUUUGCCUCGGUCCAGCUAUGUGUUCAGCCCGGAAUCGGAAGUGCCAGCCCCAAGCAUCUCUGAGGACACCCUUAAGCCCCAGGAAGGGAAGGGGAAUGUGCUAAGGCGGGAUAUGUCUGUCAAAGCAGCGUCUGAACUUCUCAUGAAACUAUCAGCGGAGAGCUACAAGGAAACUCAGAUGGUGAAGAUUAAAGAGGAGCCCAUGGAGGUUGACAUCCAGGACUCGCAUGUCUCGGUAUCACCCAGCCGGAAUGUUGGCUAUAGCACUUUAAUCGGGCGAGAGAAAACCGAACCCUUACAGAAGAUGCCAGAGGGCAGAGUGCCCCCAGAGAGAAACCUCUUCAGUCAGGAUAUCUCUGUGAAGAUGGCUUCCGAGCUUCUCUUUCAACUGUCAGAAAAAGUGAGCAAAGAGCACAAUCACACAAAAGAAAACACCAUUCGGACAACCACCAGCCCUUUCUUUUCAGAAGAUACAUUUAGACAAUCACCAUUCACCUCUAAUUCAAAAGACCUGCUACCCAGUGAAUCUGUGCUUCAUGGAAGAAUAUCAACGCCAGACACAGACAAGAUAGUACUAGAGGCAGGAAACGGAUUGCCAUCCUGGAAAUUCAAUGACCAGCUUUUCCCGUGUGACGUGUGUGGGAAAGUGUUUGGCCGACAGCAGACGUUGUCCCGACAUCUCUCGCUGCACACAGAGGAAAGAAAAUACAAAUGCCACUUGUGCCCGUACGCGGCCAAGUGUCGUGCGAACCUGAACCAGCACCUGACCGUCCACUCGGUGAAGCUGGUGAGCACGGACACGGAGGACAUCGUCAGCGCCGUCACCUCUGAAGGCAGUGAUGGGAAGAAGCACCCUUAUUAUUACAGCUGUCAUGUGUGUGGAUUUGAGACCGAGCUCAAUGUCCAGUUUGUCAGCCACAUGUCACUCCACGUGGACAAGGAGCAGUGGAUGUUUUCCAUCUGCUGCACCGCCUGUGACUUUGUCACCAUGGAGGAAGCAGAGAUAAAGGCUCACAUUGGCACCAAGCACACAGGAGAAGACAGGAAGACCCCCAGUGAAUCAAACAGCCCCUCUUCCUCCUCCCUCUCAGCUCUGAGUGAUUCGGCCAACAGCAAAGACGAUUCAGACAGCUCUCAGAAAAACAAGAGUGGGAAUAACCUGCUGGUCAUCUCUGUCGUGCCUGGGAGUCAGCCCUCAGUGAACAGUGAGGAAAAGCCAGAGAAAGGGUUCGAAUGCGUUUUUUGCAACUUCGUCUGCAAGACGAAGAACAUGUUCGAGCGCCAUCUGCAGAUACACCUCAUCACCCGGAUGUUUGAGUGUGACGUGUGCCACAAGUUCAUGAAGACACCUGAACAGCUGCUGGAGCAUAAGAAAUGCCACACUGUCCCCACCGGUGGGCUCAACUCAGGACAGUGGUGAGUUUCAGACUCCUCUAGGUGCCCGUUCUGCAUUUAUUCCACCAACCGCCCCGCUGCCAUGGAGUGCCACCUCAAGACCCACUACAAGAUGGAGUACAAGUGCCGGAUCUGCCAGACGGUGAAGGCCAACCAGCUGGAGCUGGAGACGCACACCCGGGAGCAUCGCCUCGGCAACCACUACAAGUGCGACCAGUGCGGCUACCUGUCCAAGACCGCCAACAAGCUCAUCGAGCACGUGCGCGUCCACACCGGCGAGAGGCCCUUCCACUGUGACCAGUGCAGCUACAGCUGCAAGCGCAAGGACAAUCUCAACCUGCACAAGAAGCUGAAGCACGCGCCCCGCCAGACCUUCAGCUGCGAAGAGUGCCUGUUCAAGACCACACACCCUUUCGUCUUCAGCCGCCACGUCAAGAAGCACCAGAGUGGGGACUGUCCCGAGGAGGACAGGAAGGGCCUGGGCCCAGCGACCCCCAAGGAGCCAGCCGGCCCCGGGGCCCCGCUCCUCGUCGUCGGGAGCCCCCGGAAUCUCCUGUCGCCCCUGUCGGUCAUGUCCGCCUCCCAGGCUCUGCAGACCGUGGCCCUGUCGGCCGCGCACGGCAGCAGCUCCGAGCCCAACCUGGCACUCAAGGCUCUGGCCCUCAACGGCUCCCCUUUGCGCUUUGACAAGUACCGGAACUCGGAUUUUGCCCAUCUCAUUCCCUUGACAAUGUUGUACCCCAAGAACCACUUGGAUCUCACAUUCCACCCUCCCCGACCUCAGACUGCGCCUCCCAGCAUCCCGUCACCCAAACACUCCUUCCUCGCCUAUCUCGGACUAAGAGAACGAGCAGAGACUGUCUGAGGGCAGCCGUGUUCUGUACCAAAAACAAAGAGACAAAGACAAAAAACAAAAACAAAAACAAACAAAACCCCACAAAACUUAAACACAACCCCAGCAGGUGUACGUUGCUGCAAAACCUACAGACCCCCGGGGUCUGAACACGUGUACUGUAUAUCUUUAGUAAGGAAUAGAGAAUUGGCUCUGUGUGUAUACCUAUUGCAUUGACCUGAAAGCUGCUUUAUCCAAUCUUCAGAGAGGUGACCUACUGCAUACUUCUACCUUCAGAGGCAUGCCUCCCCACCACCCACUCCCACUCUCAGCCUUCUCCGUACUUUUAUCUGAAAGGAAUUUUGUCUUGUUAAACCCUGAAGAGAGUGUCCUUAACAGCAAUCAGCACUUGUACGCUUAUAGACGGGCGCAUUUUGUUUUCUGUUGGGUGAAUGGGCCGUGUGGGUGCUGUGGAUUCUGGAAGAGAAAGCCGUGUGCCACGCCAUUUCUGUUGCACAUUUCUUCGUGCUGGCUUCUUUAACAGCGAUGAACAUUCUUUUCCCUCCCGGGUUGUUCAUCCAUGACAGUCUCUCCCCGAGCUCCUUCAUCACCUUUCCCUCUCUCUUUUAUGGCUACAGAGUGGUAGGGCCUGGUGCUUAAGUCGAUGAAGGACUGGUAGACACCCACAGUGCUGCUUGAGAUUUCCGGCCAGGUGGUCAGAUCUUCUCGUUCUGCUCAGAUCUUCUUGGUUAUGAAGAUGCGAGAACCGAGAGUCCACUCUGGAAGAAAUCUCUCACAGCACUGCAGCCAAUAUAAAACUUAAGUGUGUUUUGUGUGUGUGUCCAUACGUAUACAAUGUGUAUGGUGCACACAGUGCAUCAUUUUUUUAAGGGCAGAUUAUAUAUAUAUGUGUGUGUAUACAUGUACACACACAUAUAUAUAUAUGAUGUAUUAAUUCAGUGGUUACCAUUCAUUUGCAGGAAAAGAAAUUGUAUGAGUGAAAAAUUUUAUGGUUGAUAAAUCCAGCCAAGGAGAUUAAAGGGGUUUGGAUAAAUUCUGGGUAUAAAUGCUCAGACUAAAAAAAAAAAAAAAAAGAAAAAAAAAAGAAACGGCAGUUUUGCACAGUGCUUUGGUCUUGCACUAGUUUUUGUUUCUCAUCUGCAAAAAAAAAAAAAAGAAAAAAAAAAGAAACGGCAGUUUUGCACAGUGCUUUGGUCUUGCACUAGUUUUUGUUUCUCAUCUGCAAAAAAAAAAAAAGUAAAAUAAAAGGAAGAAAAUGUACCUUUUCUAUGGAAUGAGUAGACUGUAUGUUUGAAAAUUUUGUCACAACCUCUUUGACAUAUAACGACCCAACAAAAAGGUGCUGUUUAGUCCUACGGUUCAGUUCAUGCCCCUGAGAAGUUUCCCUUGUGUUUGCAGAUCGUCUGGCUAUAGUGGUAUUCUCCAUGUUAUUAAUAAUUCUGUAUUCCAUUUUGUUAACGCCUGGUAGAUAUAACCUGCUAGGAGGCUAACUUUUUACUUAUUUAUGGCUUUUAUUUUGUGGUCAUUAAAAUGGCAACUUAUGUGCAGCACUUUAUUGCAGCAAGAAGCAGAUGUGGAUUGGUUGCAUAGCCCUUUGCGAAUCUUAAAAAAGUAAUGGGUGAUUUAAAAAAGAAAAGGAAAAGAAAUCUUUGGCCGAGUAUCUUAAUUGCUUGUAUUUGUAAGACAACAGAAUUUCCAGUAUGAAAACAAGCUGAAAGGGCAGGAAGAAAUGUGCUUUGUAUAAUAAUGGAACGUUUGGAAUAUAAAAGUCUAUAUAUUAUUUAUCUAUUGAAGAACUGGUGUACAAGAGGAAUGCUUUCUUACUGCAUUGCUGUUUUCCAUCAUGUGUUAUCCUAGAGUGGGGAUUUUUCUUUUCAUCUGUUUCACCAGGGGAAAAUAAAAGCAUCCCUGAUUUUCUUCCUCUAGUCAGUUUGCUUCACUGAAAGCCCCCUCGAACUUGGUACAGUUCUCACAGGAAGCCAGAAGACUGUACCGUCGGUCCACACCAUGGACUCCCCCACCCCCAUACCCACCCUUCUUCCCCCAGACCUAGCACGUGUGCUACACUUCCCUUUGCCAGUCCUCCAGCCCUGGCAAACCUGUUUACACUAAGGAGAUGUCCCCAGGGGCAGGGAGGCUGAGCCAGCUAGGGCAGGAAGCCCCCCGAACCCUCGGUCAUCCUCCAGCAGAGACAUUUGUUCUUGGCUAUGUUAGAAGCGUCGUUCAACCUCGCCACGUCAAUGUCUCGAUAAAAGACACUAUAGACAGUUAUGGACAAUACACUCCAAGAAUACUGGGCGCAUGGGUGGGUUGGUUUUUUUUAAAAAGUCCUGUCUUUAUCCCCAUAUAAUGGAGAAUGUGCCACUUGGCUAAUAAUGUGCUUUCAAAAUUACAAGUUCAGUGAUGACAGAAGAGGGCCCCGGUGAUCCCACGGAGGCUGGCAGAACAGGCGAAUCGCACGGAAGCACCAGCAGGUUAAAAACCUGACAGGGUGGCCCUGACAGUUAGGACUGCAGGUUUUACAGCAUGCCACGUGUGCAAUAUGAGGUCCUCGGUUGAAACUUGCAAGAUCGAGAAGGGUGUUGGAAGGAGAUGUUUACUGCUCAAAUGCCAUGCAUUUCACUGCUUGCCACUGAACUUGUAUUUGAAUGACUUGGUUAUGCUUAAUGUAAUUGGGCAACUUUUUUAGCACUUUGGAAAGAGUCAUCAAUCUUUCUGGUAAAUUAUAAAAAGUUUUCUGAGUGAGAAAAGGUGUGUUUGGAGUUUGUUUGACUUUUUAUAUUAUUAUUAUUGUUAUUAAUAAAGAAAAAUCUACAGCAUUUUUGAGACUCCACCGAGAUAAUAUAUACCCCCGAAUUUGGUUUGCAGUUCGAUACUCAGGGAAGGAUUAUUCCAUAGAUAUCCUUUCCGUGUAAAACACUAACGUCUUUGAGAAAUUCACCUGCCAACUAACUUCAAUUCUGUUUUCACUAUGCAUUCUUCAAUGAAAGCUAGCUUAUUUGUCCAUAUAGUACUGCAGUUAGAGUUCUCAGCACUUUCUUGCUUCUAUCCUUUUUUUAACUCCUCAUAUUAUGUUCAGAUGAUCAUACUGUCAAGGUUUGUGUACAUUACUGAAAAUUUGUAUUGUAUAAAGCUUUUUGCAUUACAAGGCUGUACAGGGUCAUUUUGACAGUAACUGGUAUAUUUCUUUGCAUCUUAUGUUGCAUUGCCAAUUUCUAGUGUAUCCAGUUUGGAAGUAUAAUAUACUCUAAUUAAAACAAAAAAAAGGUUGGCUAUA
Messenger RNA from Leptonychotes weddellii (Weddell seal), 7582 nucleotides. RefSeq names its product zinc finger protein 827 (gene ZNF827). Lineage: Eukaryota; Metazoa; Chordata; Mammalia; Carnivora; Phocidae. Gene Ontology annotation, biological process: positive regulation of transcription by RNA polymerase II. The record is from RefSeq and is a predicted model, not a curated record. Gene Ontology annotation, cellular component: nucleus.